AAAAGCCACGUGCUCAUCCGGGCCGAAGCCAAACUUCACGAGAAGAUCAUCGGAAAAGGGGUCGAAUUUCGUGAGUACCCUUCGAAUUGUAAAGCAGAAACAAAAGAGAAUAUUAAUUACACGCUUUCAUCGCUAGGACCCCUUUCUUUUUUACCACCACAAUCCUGGGAAAAACUUCCUUUUCUCGAGCAAAACCUAUUUGGCAAUAAUAUUGCAAAUCUGGUUUGGCAAAAUCUUCGGCACUCAUCACGUUACCACCAAUCCUUCCAUCCACCAAUCACCAUCCAUCUGGCGAGCCCAGCUGCAAAACAUCCCCACCGGAACAAGCUGCACAGCUACGAGGGCCGCAUCCUACGUUUGAGGUUAACCUUGCCAGGUGGUCGUUCAUCAGAGGUGUCAAGUCUUGCCGGAUCAGAUUGCAAUUCCGGUCGCUUCCAUUUCGCUAUUCCAGUGGCGCGAUUCCAGUGGAGCAAUCACCUGCUUCGGUCGUGCUACUCUAGUGGCAACAAAAUCCCGGAAAACAGCAACCGAGUCAGGUUUCCAAGGGGGUGUGCAUCUUCUGGCAGCACAUCUGUGCUCAAGGGUCCCAGGCAACAUCCGGUAGGAUCGGGCGCCGUGAUCAGAGGCAGCCGCCGCUCACGGGACGCAGGAAGCAGCCACCGCAGGAGGCGAAAGCCGCGUGUACUGCGUGUCGGGUUCGGAUUCAGCAAUUACCACCGCAGGAGGCGAAAGCCGCGUGUACUGCGUGUUGGUUUCGGUUCAGCAAUCACCGCAGGAGGAGAGAACCGCGGGAACUGCGAGCAAGUGUCAGGGAAGCAACCACCGCAGGAGGCGAAAGCCGCGUGUACUGCGUGUCGGUUUCGGUUCAGCAAUCACCGCAGAAGGAGAAAGCCGCGUGUUCUUCGCGCUAGUGUUAGUGUCAGCAACCAUCGCAGGAGGCGAAAGCCGCGUGUACUGCGUGCUAUUAAAGGUAUCAGCAACCACCGCAGGAGGCGAGAGCCGCGUGUACUGCGUGCUGGUUUCAGUGUCGGCGACAACCGCAGGAGGCGAAAGCCGCGUGGACUGCGUCCAGAAACAGGUGGCCAGGACGACUGCAGGAAGCGUAAGGCGCAUGUGCUGCGAUUGGCAACAAUCGUUUCAAUCAGGGAAAACGUCGGUCGGCGUGACAGAGUCGUGCCAUCGGUUCAGCAGCCUGAGCUGCAACAUUACAGCUGCAACAGCACCAAAGGUAGCAAUUGCAUCGGCGGGAAGAAUCAACUGCCAUAUGCUUCCGGUGGUUCCAGUGGCUGGAUGCUCAGAUGUCUGGAUGCGCUGGUCAGCGCGUCAAAUCCAUCCGCCACAUCAAAGGGCUAG
Messenger RNA from Uranotaenia lowii, 1353 nucleotides. RefSeq lists its product as uncharacterized. Lineage: Eukaryota; Metazoa; Arthropoda; Insecta; Diptera; Culicidae. The record is from RefSeq and is a predicted model, not a curated record. The transcript is spliced from 2 exons. The annotation marks the transcript as partial.